ACAAACUCACUGAAAACCGGAAGCUCUGAAAUAGUGAUGCUUGUGGAACACGCGCGUAGUAGAAAGACACGGAUGGAGAUUCCUGAUCAAAAACAAGAAGUCAAUUGUGUCAGAAGAUGAGUUCGCAACAAUAUUCACGACCGGGAAUACCCCCUGGUAUGGGAAAAAAACAGAUUCCCGGAGGAAACACUGCAAUGGUGGCUAGUAGUCAACCAAACACAACAGGUGGGACAGACGAUAGCAGCCGUGACCCUCACCCAGACCACAGUCCUUAUGACCGCCCCAGUGGUGGUGGUGGAGCACCGGGGUUCAGAGAUGACAAGCAGGAGACAGUGGUGGUCCGGCCUUACCCCCAGGUCCAUGGCCCCUCCCAGGGUCACCACCCAACACUACCUCAGCACCUGCCCCUCCAGCAGGGCAUGCCCGUCACAGUGUCAGCUCCUCCACAGCACAUUCCCCAGGGCCUGCCUCUGGCCUUCACUGAAGGACCUAUAAAGGUGCAGUCAUCUCUGAAGUCGCCCAUGCCCAGUCGAGUGAUUGCCCCAGCACCAGCCAACAUCCAGGGCCACAUCUCCCUGCCACCCAAGGUGCCAAGCCACCUCACUGUAACCAUGGAGAGCACUGUGCCUCCGACCCCCGGCAUCCCUGUAGCAACUAUCAGUGGCCAACAGGGCAACCCCAGUAACCUGCACCAUCACGUGCAGAUCAUUCGCAGCAACGGCCCGCCCCUGCAGCUCGGCUCCACUGGCAUUCCCCAGCACACCUUUACCUCCCAUCUACCCCGAGGAGCUGCUGCAGCUGCUGUGAUGUCCAGUUCCAAAGGACCCACCGUACUGAGACCUGCUACAGGCCCUGGUAGUGGUACUGGCCCACCUAUUGUCCAGCACAUCAUCCACCAGCCUAUCCAGUCCCGGCCAAUAGUAACAACGUCCACGGCUGUGUUGCCCACGGUGGUUGCCCCGGUAACGGCCACCAGGCCUCAGUCCCCAGUGGUUAGCUCAGCCACGCACUCUGCCGAGAUGGUUCAUGGGCGUCCAGGGCUGACCGUUCACCCCCCUCCAGCCACUCUGAGCAUCCAGCGUCCUCCCCAAUCUCGGGAGACCCCCACACGCAUCACCCUGCCCUCUCACCCUGCCAUUGGGGGUCAGAAACCCCAGUUGUACAACACCAUGGCACAGAAGCCCAUAUUCAGCAAUGUUACUCCUGUUGCUGCAGCAACUGUUGCCCCCAUAUUAGCCACCAAUACUGCUCCAUCGCCUAGUACAACAGGCUCAGGACCCCACCCCAACAGUAACAUCGUCACCAUGGCGAUGCCCUCUCAUUCCUCCCACGCCACAGCAGUCACCACGUCCAACAUCCCCGUGGCUAAAGUGGUUCCCCAGCCAAUAGCCCACACCUCGCCCAGGAUCCAACCGGAGUACCCUGGAGAGAGGGGCAACCUGAUCCCCAUCUCGGGCCCCCGCUCCUCCCCCAACCCCAUCACCAUGGAGGCCCGCAGUGACAGGCAACCGGUGCCAGUGCAGUUUCAGUACUUCCUGCCUACCUACCCUUCUUCGUCGUACCCUCUGACACACACCUACACCCCCAUCACCAGCUCUGUUUCAACCAUCCGACAGUACCCAGUAACCCCUCAGGCCCCCAGCGGCACGGCCAUGCAGACCCAGGCCAGUGUGGGCGUAGCGUCGGCGGUGCACCUCAACCCCAUGCAGCUGAUGACGGUGGACCGCAUCGCUCAGAUCAACACGCAGAACAUCCAGCCCGCCGCCAUGGCCACGCAGGGCAUCAAGUCAACCAACAUCAGCACCCAGGGCCUGCACACUGCCACCGGUCAGAUCACUGCGCAAAACAUUCAACCUGUGCCCAUCAACCAACAGCAGCCAGCCAUUGAGAACAAGACCUCAGUUGUGUUAGCAGACGGCUCCACUCUGGUAGCCAACCCCAUUGGCCAGACGUUCGGCAGCAGCCAGCCUCCCACCUGCGUUGGGCAGACACACCCCCAGAACACUGGGCCUGGUGCCCCCACCCUGCUGUCCUCCCCCCGGCCUAGCAUCCUGCGCAAGAAGCCUGCCAAUGAAGGGUCUGCUGUGAGGAAGAACCUGAUCCCAGAGGCCACCAGCCCCAGGAUAGAUGGAGGCAUCAGGCCUGCAUCAGGUAUGAAGCACAAGGCUGAUCUCCACGUAUCCCUGGCUCCCCCGUUGACGUCGUCCUCCAUGGAAGCGCUGCCCAUCCAUCAGAUCAAUGAGCAGCAGCCCUCUCAGCCAAUCCAGACCCUCCUCUCAGUGUCUGCACCCCCACACUCCCAGCCUGGCCCCGCCAUGUCCGCCAUUACUCCACCAAUCUCGUCUAUGGCCAACGUGGUGGUUCCGCCUACACAGGCAGCGGCCAGUAGCACAGCGGCAUGUGGAAUAAGCUCCACCCUCCCUGAGCUCAAGAUAAAGCAGGAAGUGGAUCCUAUGGAUACCUCCAAAGCAGGUCCCCCUAUGCCCCAUUGCGGUGCCCCCAUGUUGUCCAUGAUGCCUGGUGGGGACGUGAUCCUCGGGGCCUCACCCAGGAAGAAGCCCCGGAAGCAGCAGCACGUCAUCUCCACGGAGGAGAGCGAGAUGAUGGAGACCAACAGCACAGACGAGGAGAAGGUCCUGGCCAGACCACACAGCAUGAGGCCCGAGAAACGCAAGUCGCCCCCCAAGGAGUACAUAGAUGAGGAGGGUGUUCGUUAUGUCCCCACCCGUGCUCGCCCCCCGGUCACCCUCCUCCGCCACUACAGGAACCCCUGGAAGGCUGCCUACCACCACUUCCAGAGAUACAGUGACAUUCGGGUCAAAGAGGAGAAGAAGGGCACCCUGCAGGAUGUAGCCAAUCAGAAGGGGGUGGUGUGCAGAGCACAGGGCUGGAAGAUGCACCUGUGUGCUGCACAGCUCAUGCAGCUGACUAAUCUGGAGCAUGACGUGUACAGCCGCCUCACUACCCUCCAAGAGGGCCUGAUCCCAAAGAAGAAGGCCGGGUCGGAUGAUGACAUGCACCGUAUCAACGAGCUCAUACAGGGUAACAUGCAGCGCUGUAAGCUGGUGAUGGACCAGAUCACUGAAGCUAGAGAUGCCAUGAUGAAGGUGCUGGACCACAAGGAGAAAGUCAUGAAGUUAAUCAACAAGAACGGCGGAGCGAAGAAAGUCAACAAGCUGAAGCGCAAGGACAAAGCCUAGAACAGAGCGGGGACCAAGCCUAGGCUGACCCCUGUACCCUUGUCUUUCUAAAGACGGCUCUAGUCUACACCCCUCACUGAUAUGACCAUAGACCACUGGUAGAUUUGAGUCAGUAUGGCGUCUGGGGUUACUCGUUAGCUGUGUGCAACCGUCCGACCACGUUUCGCCUAGAACUGAGAACCAAGUGGUCGGCAGAAGGAACAUAUUAGGAACAAACACGGUUCCGCUACGUCCAAGGGAGGAGCUUGUCAAUGGACAGGAAUGUACAAGUAUUAAGCCCAUAUCAGGAAGUUGGUAUGUUCUCAGUUGUUGAUUGGAUGGCUGGCAGAAUUAUUAUGAUUUUGAUGGUUGAAUGAUGGUCUAGAGGGGAUGCAGUGUCUGUUCAAUUGAUACCUUGGAACAUUGUGUGAUCAAUAUGAGUUUAUUAAACUAUCAUUGAGUACUUAUUGCGUAAUAAAUGUGUAAAACAGUA
This is a messenger RNA of Oncorhynchus nerka (sockeye salmon), 3672 nucleotides long. Its product is annotated as histone deacetylase complex subunit SAP130-like. The transcript has 19 exons. Bases 117 to 3200 code for a protein of 1027 amino acids. The record is from RefSeq and is a predicted model, not a curated record. Gene Ontology annotation, biological process: negative regulation of transcription by RNA polymerase II. Lineage: Eukaryota; Metazoa; Chordata; Actinopteri; Salmoniformes; Salmonidae. Gene Ontology annotation, cellular component: Sin3-type complex.